This is a messenger RNA of Choloepus didactylus (southern two-toed sloth), 2142 nucleotides long. RefSeq names its product ST6 beta-galactoside alpha-2,6-sialyltransferase 2 (gene ST6GAL2). The coding region runs from base 326 to 1909 and encodes 527 amino acids. NCBI's taxonomy places the organism in Eukaryota, Metazoa, Chordata, Mammalia, Pilosa, Megalonychidae. Gene Ontology annotation, biological process: carbohydrate metabolic process. The record is from RefSeq and is a predicted model, not a curated record. Gene Ontology annotation, molecular function: sialyltransferase activity. The transcript is spliced from 6 exons.
GGGGCGAAGGCUGGGCAAGGCUGGGAGUUGGCACCAAAGCCGGGCUUUGGGCGUCCGCAGCCCCCAAGUUCCGCGGCGCGCCCGGGUGCGCCUGGUCCCCACUCCGGCGGGCGUCCGUGUGAGUGUGGGAGCGUGUGGCUGCGCGCUCCCGAGCCGCUGCCGGGGAAUAAAAAUGUGACACGCUCGUCUCCGACUCCAGCUCCGCGCCGGCUGAGGGAGCGCCGAGCACCGAGGUGUCCGGGCUUUUUGAGGAUAGGCGUUUGGGAGAAGGUUCAUUUCUCGUGCCACCGCUUUAGGACACAAGCGUGCUGACCCAGGACCUGCCAUGAAACCAAACUUGAAACAAUGGAAGCAACUCAUGCUUUUCGGGAUAUUUGCUUGGGGGCUCCUCUUCUUGGUGAUUUUCAUCUACUUCACCGAUGGCAACCCUGCUGAACCUGUGCCGAGUUCCUUCUCCUUCCUGGAGACCCAAAGGCUCCUGCCCGUCCAGGGGAAGCAGAGGGCCAUCAUGGGAGCCGUGCACGAACCCUCCUUUUCGGAAAGUUUGGACUGGAACAAGGAGCUGCUGAAUGGCGACCUUUUGGACCCCUUUAACUCGGGGCCCGGCAACCUGCAGAAAUGGACCCCGGUGAAAGACAGGCUUGAUGAUGAAGAGGAAUUUGUUUCAUUCCAGAUCCAGAGAAGAUCUCAAAGUGCUUUCUACCGGGGAGACAAUGACUUUUUUGCUGCAGGACAGCCGGGGUCCCACAGCCACCCUCCGGAGAGGGUGCGAUUCAUUUCUCCCGGGGAGCACGACCUAAGGGAGGGGGUUUUGCCAGCAGGUCAGGUCCAGAGAAGGCGAAUGAAGAAAAGGCCCCUGAAACAGAAAAGCCUUGUGUUUGCGGAGGGUGAUGACUGGGACAGGCUGUCCUCCCCCAUGUCCAGGGCCUUCCUCUACCGGCUUUGGAAGGGAAACGUCUCCUCCAGAAUGCUGAACCCACGCCUCCAGAAGGCGAUGAGAGAUUACCUGAACACCAACAAGCACGGGGUGCACUUCCGGGGGAGGCGGGCGGUGGGGCGGUCCAGAGAGGAGCUGCUGUGUGAGCUGAGGACCAGGGUGCACCCCAGGACUCUGGACGGGAAGGAGGCGCCUUUCACCGCGCUGGGAUGGGAGAAGCUGGUCCCCGCGGUGCCGCUGAGCCAGCUGCACCCCCACGGCCUCAGGAGCUGUGCGGUCGUCAUGUCCGCAGGGGCCAUCCUGAACUCCUCCUUGGGGGAGGAAAUAGAUUCUCAUGAUGCUGUUUUGAGAUUUAACUCUGCUCCUACACAUGGUUAUGAGAAAGACGUUGGGAACAAAACCACCGUGCGCAUCAUUAAUUCUCAGAUUCUGACCAACCCUAACCAUCACUUCAUUGACAGUUCAUUGUAUAAAGAUGUCAUUUUGGUGGCCUGGGACCCUGCUCCUUAUUCGGCCAAUCUUAACCUGUGGUACAAGAAGCCAGAUUACAACCUGUUUACGCCAUAUGUUCAGCAUCGUCAGAGAAACCCAGAUCAGCCAUUUUACAUUCUUCAUCCUAAAUUUAUAUGGCAGCUUUGGGACAUUAUCCAGGAGAACACUAAAGAGAAGAUUCAGCCCAACCCACCUUCUUCUGGUUUCAUUGGAAUCGUCCUCAUGAUGUCCAUGUGCAGAGAAGUGCAUGUGUACGAAUAUAUCCCGUCAGUCCGGCAAACAGAACUUUGCCAUUACCACGAGCUGUACUAUGACGCAGCCUGCACUCUCGGGGCGUACCACCCGCUGCUCUACGAGAAGCUGCUGGUGCAGCGUAUGAACACGGGAGUCCAGGAGGAUCUGCAUCGCAAGGGGAAAGUGGUGCUGCCAGGGUUCCGGGCCAUCCGCUGUCCUGCACCCAAGCCCCUUCCACACUCUUGAAAAGGGACUUUGGGGAGACAAUGUGCAAUAAGGUACUACUGUUGUACUCGAAAUCACAGAAGAAUACUUGAAGAUACAUUUCAGACAAUGACGUCUUCAGUCUUUUACCUGUAAUUUAGCGGUGGCCACAAGAAUUCUUCUCUUCCUAAGCCAUUGAGUAUUAAUUACUGCUUUGAAUAUAGAAAUGGAAUAGAUGCAAAAAAAAAAAAAAAAAAGGGUAACCAGAAGGAAAA